AUGUCAUCAGGCGUACCUCCUACUUCAGCUUCAUCAGCUUCAUGCUCUUGUGGAUCCAGUAACCCAAGUAGCAUCUGCACAUGUCAAAAAGACCACGAAUGUAAAUGCGCUCCUGGUACAUGCACUUGUCCCGGAUGUCCUGUUCACUUGAAAGAGGAGAAAAAGGAUUGCACCUGCAAGUACGAUACUGAACCCUAUCAUGAUUUCACAGAUGUUACCCAGAAUGUAAAUGCGCUCCUGGGAAAUGCGAGUGUGGUUCAUGCCCUAACUCCAACAAGAACAAGGAGGAGAAGGCUUGCGGAUGCGGUGAAUCAUGCUCUUGUCCUCCAGGUCAAUGUAAAUGCGAAAAUUGUCCAGCCAAAUCCAAGAAGGAAGAAUCUAAGUCUUGCUCAUGCGGCGAUUCAUGCAGCUGUCCUCCAGGUCAAUGUACUUGUGACAACUGUCCUUCCAAAUCCAAGUAAACGUCGCGCCAACAGACUCUCUUCUAAAGACUGA
Messenger RNA from Kwoniella shivajii, 495 nucleotides. RefSeq lists its product as uncharacterized. Lineage: Eukaryota; Fungi; Basidiomycota; Tremellomycetes; Tremellales; Cryptococcaceae. The record is from RefSeq and is a predicted model, not a curated record. Bases 1 to 495 code for a protein of 164 amino acids. The transcript is spliced from 6 exons.